UCACGCCCUAACCAAACUAACACAAAGACAUAAUAAAGGAACUAAGAUCAGAACGUGACAAGUGGACUAAUGAAAAAAAAUACCAAGAGUUUUUGAGUGGUAUUUUGCUUUAACAAUCUUAACUCCUCCUACACAUUUCCUGAAGAGAACCUACCACAAGUUUUUUUUUUGGGGGGGGGAAUAUAAUGAGAUAAGGAGAGGGAGUGGACAUACAGGAGAGAGGAGAAUCUGCUCUAUCUUCAUUUUUGAUUACAGAGUAGAAUUAAAAUAUACUGUGGAUAUGUCACAUUGUCAUCUGAGGAUUCCAUAGCUGAAGAUAACUUUGAUGUUACAACAGCUGGAAAUUGAAGGAGGGAUCAUGCAUUCAGGUGUGUGGCUGAGGUUGAUGACACUGACAACUCUGACAGUUCUCAUGGCAGCUCAAAGACCUGAGGUUUUCACUUUGAUGGUUCAUCAUGGUCUGAUCUUGACCGCGUUGAACUCCUCAGUCUCUCUGGCUUGUGAACUCUCACCUCUCUUCAAUGCGGAGCCAUUGGAGGUGCGCUGGUAUCGGUCCGGUGACUUCGACAAACCUGCCUUGUUGUACAAAGAUCACAAGAUCCAGGUGGCCCCUGUGGACCCCCGGUACAGGGGCAGGGUGUCUCUAACUGGGGGGCUGGAGAGAGGGAAUGUGUCCCUGACACUGGAGAGGGUCACACUGGCAGACGGGGGGGGGAAGGCAGGUGCUGUCCUCUGCCAGAAAGUCUUGAACAGGUGUGGGCAAUCGGGGUGUGGCAGCUUGUAGCGCCGUGAGGCUGUUGUAGUUUGGUGGCCAUGUGGGCUUUCGGUUUGGUUUUAAAUCUUCGGUUUUUGGGAUGUCCUUUUUCUAUAUACAAUUAUUUGUUGAUCACAGUGGCGACACGUCAUUCAGGGCAGGUGGAGCGUUUUACAAACAAUGUAAAAAAAAUGUUUCAAUUAGUUAAUAAAGCUGCAUACAAACAUGCA
Messenger RNA from Oncorhynchus kisutch (coho salmon), 984 nucleotides. RefSeq names its product butyrophilin subfamily 2 member A2-like. NCBI's taxonomy places the organism in Eukaryota, Metazoa, Chordata, Actinopteri, Salmoniformes, Salmonidae. Gene Ontology annotation, cellular component: external side of plasma membrane. The record is from RefSeq and is a predicted model, not a curated record. The transcript has 4 exons. Gene Ontology annotation, biological process: T cell receptor signaling pathway; regulation of cytokine production. The coding region runs from base 326 to 784 and encodes 152 amino acids. Gene Ontology annotation, molecular function: signaling receptor binding.